This is a messenger RNA of Danaus chrysippus (African queen), 4443 nucleotides long. The record is from the annotation of a GenBank genome assembly. NCBI's taxonomy places the organism in Eukaryota, Metazoa, Arthropoda, Insecta, Lepidoptera, Nymphalidae.
AUGAUGGCAGAGUCCUUAGCGGCUACCAGGGCAAAACGGCAAAAAGUUGACAAGACUGGUCGUUUGUCGGCUUUAGAAAAAUUAAAACAACUAAAGGGGAAAGGCUCUAAACAUAAAUACGACGUGGAUGAAUUGGAGAAUGUGUAUGACUUAGUUGAUGAGUCUGAAUACAGUAAUCGUGUAUUACAGCGACAAGAAGACGAUUGGAUUGAAGAUGAUGGGACAGGUUACGUGGAGGAUGGUAGGGAAAUAUUUGAUGAUGAUGAGAUUGAAGAUACUUAUGUGGCUAAAGAUGGCAAAGAAACAGGCAGAGGCCACAAAAGAAAAGCUAAAGUUGCUCCCCAACCAGCUGGGAAAGGAAAUAUCAGGAAUCUUAUUGGUGCUAUGCCAAAUAAAAAGAAAGAGGAUGCCAAAAUAUCAGAUGACAAUAUUUUAUCUGAUAUCAUGUCAGAUUUAGAUGGUACUUCAUCAUCAGCAGUGAAACCAAAGAUUGUUGUUCCAAAUAGAAAAAGCAUAGUUGACUCAAGUAAGAAAGAUGCCCAGAAUUAUUUUAAAAAUUUGUCAUCAUCUGUUAAAAAACCAACACCACCUGUGAAAAAGGAAGAAACUGUUGUUAUGGAUGUUGAUAAUGUUGCUGAAGAUAAUAAGCAACCAAUUAUUGAUCAGGAAAAGCCAAAGAAAUCUACAUGGUUAAUAGACAAAGAAAUAAAGAAAGAAAUAGAAGAGUCUCCCAGUCAAAUUAUAGAAGAAUUUGCAACUCAAGUUGAUGAUCUAGACUUUGGUGAUGAUUUCAGCAAUGAUGCAGAACUACCACAAGUUCCAAUUAAAGAAGAGACUAAAAUGACUGACAUAUUACAAGAUGUUGCUGAAGAUUUUAAAGAAGAUUUUGAUAUAUUUCCAGUAAAGAAAGAGCCCAAGGAAUUGAAAGCCUUAUCUAGUAAUUGGUCGCAGAAUGAUAAUCAGGUUGUUGUUAGCAUACAGAGUGAUGUACAGUUGCCUUUACAGAAGAAUAAGGAUGGGGAACAAGUGUUGAAGUUUUAUUGGCUCGAUGCUUGGGAAGAUAAAUAUGUUAAACCGGGAGUCGUGUAUUUAUUUGGAAAAGUAUAUGUUAAUCCAUCCAAGAAGAAAGAGAGUUGUGCUUCAUGCUGCUUAGUUGUGAAAAAUGUUAACCGACAAUUGUUCCUUCUUCCAAGAGAAUAUAAAUUAGAUCCCAUAACCUUGGAGGCGACAGAUCAAGAGGUGACAAUGAUGGAUGUUUAUGAAGAAUUCAACAACAGUGUUGCUAGUGAAAUUGGUUUAAAAGAAUUCAAGUCAAGGAAAGUUACUAAAAACUAUUGCUUCAAUCUACCAGACAUACCUGCCCAAUGUGAUUAUUUGGAGGUCAAAUAUUCUGCUUCUUUUCCAAUUCCACCAGUAGGAAAGAAAUAUUUGACAUUUUCUCAUAUAUUUGGUACCAACACAUCUUCACUGGAAAGCUUUUUGCUUGAUAGAAAGAUUAAAGGUCCAUGUUGGUUGGAGGUGAAAAAUGUUGAGAGUGUUCAAGCUAAAGUGUCCUGGUGCAAAUUAGAAGCAUCAUGUGAAAAAAUGGAGAAUGUGGCCGUCAUAAGAAAUGAUAGUGAUUUAGAACCACCCCCUAUUGUUAUUGCCACUUUAAAUAUGAGGACAGUUAGUGAUCCAAAAACAAAUAAGACAAAAAUAUUGAUGAUGAGUUGUCUAGCUCACAAUUCCUUCCCUAUACACAAGCCACCACCAAAUCCACCUUUUCAUCAACACUUUUGUGUGAUGACAAAAUGCAAUGACAUGUGGCCGAUUGAUUUGAAACAGCAAAUGCAACAAUAUAAAGCAACAAAAUUAACGAAAUGUGACAAUGAGAGGGAGCUCCUUAAUUACUUUAUGGUACAGUUUUGGAAGCUUGAUCCGGAUUUAGUUGUAGGUCAUGACCUGCAAGGAUUUCAACAGGAUUUACUCAUAGGCAACAUAUUGGACCUGCGUAUUCCGAAUUGGUCUCGACUCGGUCGCUUAAAGAGAUCAGUAGCUCCGCAAAAGAAAUUCGCAGCGAGAAGUGCUUUUCUUGGGAGACUGGUCUGUGAUAUAAAACUAUCUGCAAUGGAGCUUAUAAGGGCGAGGAGCUUCGAUCUAGAUUCUUUAUGUGUUAGUGUCCUGAAAAUGAAAGAAGGGGAGAGAAUUGACGUAUCUGUUGAAGACCUACCCCGAUAUAAUGAAAGUUCAAGUGACCUUUUACAAUUAGUUUCACUAAGUAUGCAGGAUGCUUCAUACAUUCUGAAGAUAAUGUGCGAACUCAAUGUGAUACCACUGGCCCUACAAAUAACGCAAAUCGCGGGCAAUAUUAUGUCCAGAACUUUGAUGGGCGGCCGGUCGGAAAGGAAUGAGUUCUUGUUACUGCACGCUUUCACUGAAAAGAACUACAUUGUGCCUGAUAAAAUAUAUGGAAAGAAGGCUGACGGCGAAGAAGACGAUCAGGACGAAACUGGAAACGUAUCAAAGAAACAGGCAAAGAAGAAAGCGGCUUACGCUGGAGGCCUGGUGCUCGACCCUAAGAAAGGCUUCUACGAUAAACUCAUCCUUCUAAUGGACUUCAACUCCUUAUAUCCAAGUAUAAUUCAAGAAUAUAAUAUUUGUUUUACGACUAUCAAAAGAAAAAACGGCACUGCUUCAGAUGAUGACAUCAAUAAUCUGGUUCUACCCGCUCCUAAUACGGAAUUCGGAGUACUGCCCACACAGAUAAGAAAACUGGUUGAAAGUAGACGGGAAGUUAAAAGACUAAUGAAAUCACCUGAACUUGCUUCCGAACUGUACAUGCAAUAUAAUAUUCGGCAGAUGGCGUUAAAGCUUACUGCAAACUCUAUGUAUGGUUGUCUUGGCUUUACACAUUCUAGGUUUUAUGCGAAACCUUUAGCUGCUUUAGUCACUAUGAAGGGUAGAGAGAUUCUAAUGGACACCAAAGAAAUUGUUCAGAAACUAAAUUAUGAAGUGGUUUACGGUGAUACCGACAGUUUGAUGAUCAAUACAAACUGUUUAGACUACGAUUACGUAUUUAAGAUAGGCAACGACUUGAAAAGAGAAAUCAAUAAGAAGUACAAACAGAUCGAAUUAGACAUUGAUGGAGUAUUUAAAUAUCUACUUCUGUUGAAGAAAAAGAAAUAUGCUGCUGUAGUGGUCAGUAAAAACAAAAGCGGUGAAUUCGUUUAUAAUCAAGAGCACAAAGGCUUAGAUAUUGUCAGGAGAGAUUGGUCACAGCUAGCCGCAGAGGCCGGUAAAUUUAUCUUAACACAAAUUCUUUCCGAGCAGACGGCUGACGAGAGACUAGAAAGUAUACAAAAUCAUUUAAACAAAUUGAAAGAAGAUUUAAUGAACAGCAAAAUGCCUCUAUCGCUAUUGACAAUAACUAAGCAGCUUACCAAAAAUCCUAACGAAUACGCAGACAAGAACACCCAGCCGCACGUACAGGUAGCCUUGAGAUUGAACAGCAAAAAUAGCAGACGUUUCAAAAAGGGCGACAUAGUUCCGUAUAUAAUCUGUGAGGACGGCACAGCUAAUAGCGCGACGCAGAGAGCUUAUCACAUAGAAGAAUUGAAAAAUUCUGAACAUCUUAGCGUCGACUACAAAUAUUAUUUGGCCCAUCAAUUACACCCCGUCAUAUCUCGUAUAUGCGAACCCAUCGAGGGAUUGGAUCCGGCUCGAGUAGCGGACUGCCUCGGCCUGGACCCCUCGGGUUACCGUCAGAUAAUAAAGAAGGAAAUCUCCAAUACAGAUACAUACGAAGUAGAGAACGAUAAAGAAAAAUACAGAUACUGCAAAGAAUUCACCUUCAUCUGCGUCAACGAGAAAUGUAGAACUGAAAACAGGAUACGAGACACGUUCAGGCAGGUGGAGAAGGAGAGCGUCACGUUCCUGGAGCGGUGUCAGAACGAGAAGUGUAGUGUGAAACCUAUCGACUACUUGGCGUGUAUACAGAAUCAGUUGUCGUUACAAAUGCGUCAGUAUCACAGCGAGUAUUAUACAGGGUGGUUGUCGUGCGAGGACCCCGCCUGCGGGUAUCGCUCGCCGCGCCUACCGCAGACCUUCGCCGCCGGAUAUCCGCUCUGCAGGCUAUGCGAGAAAGGCGUCAUGUUCCGCGAGUACACGGAGAAAGACCUGUAUUUACAAAUAAACUUCUUCCUGUUUCUGUUCGAUGUCAACAAGCAUAAUACGUCAAAAACAAAAAUAAGCCCUAAUAUUUUAUCAGCCUUCCAAGUCUUAAAGGAUAUGGUCGAAGAGGUCCUUGCGAACUCGGCGUACGCUAUUAUAAAUUUGUCAAAAUUGUUCAGAUUUUUUGGUGUGGAUAACAAAGGCGGGAAUAAUAUUAAGUCUGAAGACCUUGAAAUCGACAUUCUUCCAGAAACUGAACACAUAGACGCCCUACUGGAACUGGGGACUUACUGA